Ipomoea triloba (trilobed morning glory) is the source of this 2329-nucleotide messenger RNA. RefSeq names its product asparagine synthetase domain-containing protein 1. The record is from RefSeq and is a predicted model, not a curated record. Lineage: Eukaryota; Viridiplantae; Streptophyta; Magnoliopsida; Solanales; Convolvulaceae. The transcript has 14 exons. Bases 1 to 1980 code for a protein of 659 amino acids. Gene Ontology annotation, molecular function: asparagine synthase (glutamine-hydrolyzing) activity.
AUGUGUGGAAUUGCGCUGAUUGUUUCCGGAAUUCGCAUCGACUUAUCGUCUCUUCUCCCAGAUUUCAUCUCUCCGACUCCUCAAUUCCAUCAGCAGGCUUUGUUUUUAGAAGAAGAUAUCAAAACUGUUUUGCGUAGAAGAGGUCCAGACAGCUUAGGAAGCAAGACUGUGUUUCUUCAUUUCAAAACCUCUCCUUUUGGUGAAGGGAAAUGUGAAAUUGUUGCUAUUAAUGAUAAUGAAAAUUGUAGUAAAAAAACUGACAUCAAGCUCAGUAAUGGUAGUGCUAAAGAAUUGUUUGGAGAACUACGGUUUAUUGGGGCUACAUUGCAGCUUAGAGGAGUUAAUCCUAUUGUUCAGCCUUUGGUGGAUGAAUGUGGAAAUAUUCUUGUCUACAAUGGUGAAAUUUUUGGAGGUAUUUGUGUGGCUAGCUAUGGCAAUGACACGGAGGUUCUGAUGCAAUCCUUGAGAGAAUGCUGCUGUUGUAUUUCAAGUGGACAUAAUAGAUCUCAUUUUUCUGAUGGACAACUGCAGAGCUCAAUUCCUGAGCUUCUUUCUCGAAUCAAGGGACCAUGGGCUAUGAUAUAUUGGCAGAAUAGCUCAAAGACAUUGUGGUUUGGAAGAGAUGCAUUUGGCAGGCGGAGCCUUCUUGUUCAUUGGCCUACUAAGGAGGACUCUCGUUUUCUGCUAUCUUCUGUGUCACCACCUUCUUCAACUUGUGAAAGCUCAGGCUUCAGUGAUUGUGAACAAAGUUAUAGCGUGGACUUCUGGGAAGAACUUCCAUGUGGAGUGUACAAUUUAUCUAUUGGUGCUUAUCAAACCAAUAGAGAUUUGGUUGGUGACAUUAGGAAACAUGAUUGGCCUGAUCCAAAACUUAAAGAACUGAUUAGGUGGGAGAGAACUUGCGUACAACCCACCCCAGAGGAAUUGCACAGUUCUCGGAUAGAGGUCUCUUGUGAGCAGGACAAUAUUCGCAGUAAUUCUGUUUCAGGUCGUAUACAGUGUUCAUCUACAUUGCCACUGCAGAAAGUGAUGAAUGCUUUAAGAGAAUCUGUAAUGAAAAGAACUUCAAAUGAUACAGUUUAUCAGGCAGUUUCACUUGGAUGUGAUCAUAAAAACUAUGCUCCAGUAGCACUGCUCUUUUCUGGCGGAUUGGAUUCUAUGAUACUUGCAGCAUUGAUGGAUCAGUGCAUGGAUGCUGAAUAUGAAAUUGAUCUACUUAAUGUAAGCUUUGAUGGUCAGUGUGCUCCUGAUAGAAUUUCUGCUAGGGCAGGUCUAAAGGAACUUCAAAGAAUUGCCCCAUCAAGAAGAUGGAAACUUGUAGAAAUUGAUGCCGAUCUUCAAAAGUUGACCUCCGAAACAAAACAUGUCAUGUCACUAAUAAAUCCUGCAAAGACCUACAUGGACCUGAAUAUUGGAAUAGCACUAUGGUUGGCAGCUGGUGGUGAUGGUUGGGUGUAUCAAAACACGAGCGCUAGUAAUGGAGAAAGAUUUGAAUGUAUCAAGUAUAAGUCUGACGCCAGGGUUCUCCUGGUAGGCUCUGGUGCCGAUGAGCAGUGUGCUGGAUAUGGCCGGCAUAGGACAAAAUUUAGAAAUGGAAGCUGGCUAGGGUUGAGUGAGGAAAUGAAAUUAGACAUGCAAAGGAUUUGGAAGAGGAAUCUAGGACGAGAUGAUAGAUGCAUUGCCGACAAUGGCAAGGAGGCUAGAUUUCCUUUCUUGGAUGAGGACGUCAUAAGGACAUUGCUUGAUAUUCCUUUGUGGGAGAUUGCUGACCUGAAUCAACCAAGUGGUGUUGGGGAUAAGAAAAUCUUGAGAGAGAUUGCCCAGUUGCUUGGAUUAUCUGAAGCAGCUUCUCUGCCCAAAAGAGCAAUCCAGUUUGGUUCAAGGAUAGCACGAGAAUCAAAUCGCAAGAAUUUUGGAAGCAAUCGUGCUGCCAAUCAAGCGUCUGCCGGAAGUGUAGUGAUAUACGGGCCAUCAAACUAAAUCUGUUAGCACUCUCGUGUUAUCUUUACUGGAGCUUGGAGAAGCUCCGUUUCACACUGCAACAAUGAGAAGGAGAGGAAGAAGACAAAGCUAUGUUGAAUGACAACUUAAGGAAACAGGGAAGAUAUCUCCUUUGCUAGGUUCCAACUUAUUUAUGCUCUUCUUGUCACCAAAUGAAUAGGAGGGAUCUAUUAAUUGAAUAUGUUGGUCAACAUUCCACAAAUCAAACAACUUUAAUGUUAUAGUUGAGUUAUUCCACAAUGUUUAAUUGAACUUUGUAUGAGAGAGAUAUGACAAAAAUACUCUCAGCAUGUUGCAAUGUGCAUCUUUUAACAUUUUUGUUUAGAAA